AUGGCAACGUCCCCGAAUAUUGAAGACGACUUGUAUUGGCUUCCAUCGUCAUCCUCUGGAUCACAAUGCAAAACAGGCAAGUCUUUACAGGUUGGAAUUGUUGGUGCAGGCAUAGGAGGGUUAAUGGCUGCCGUUGCGUUGCUUGACGCUGGGCAUGACGUUGAGAUUUACGAGAGAUCUCAGUUCAAGAAUGAAGUCGGAGCAGCCAUCAUGGCCCCACCCAACUCUACACGGAUUCUAGAUCACUAUGGAGUCGAUAUGCAACGUUCGCAAGCCACGGCAGCCGAGAAUAUCAUCUUCUACCCCGAUUCCUCUGAUUUGGUCAAGAGCAUCACUAUGCCAAUUACCCAUUGUGCUACAAAGUACAAGGCACCAUUUUAUUUCUUUCACCGCGUUGAUUUACACCAGGAACUGAGAAAACUCGCUACUGAACCUACCCCGACCCGAUCGCGAGUAGCACGGAUCCAUCUCGCAACAGCAGUUUCGCGCGUUGAAAUCGACGGUACGGUAACCUUGGAAGACAACACAAAGGUCAAAAAGGACCUGAUUGUCGCUGCGGACGGUAUACGGGCGUCCUUUCUCCAGACUAUACUUGGUCAUAAGCUCGAUGCUGAACACAAGAUGUCUAUGCUUCGAUUCAUGGUUCCUACGGAGGAGCUCGAAAACAAUACAGAAACUCUAGCCAUAUUCAGGGACGGGUAUUCUUCCGCCAGGAUAGUCUACCACGGAGACAAGAGCGCCGUUUUUUAUGGCUGUCGGAAUGGUAGCCUACAAAACAUUGGGAUUCUGUACCCCGGAGACGAUACUCUUCGAACUGAUUCUCGAAGCGGAGCAGACUCAACGGAUACUUUAUAUGAUAGGGUCGUUGGCGACUUUCCUCCCGCGAUUCGCUCGAUCUGCAGACGCGAACGCAUAGUUGGUCAAUGGCCACUGUACGUUAGGCAGCCGCUCGAAACGUAUGCCCAAGGUCGAAUCGUCGUGAUUGGCGACGCCGCCCAUCCGAUGCCUCCAACCCGAGCCCAAGGAGCCUCCAUGGCAAUCGAGGACGCAGCCGCUUUGGGCGUUCUCCUUUCGGACCUAGACUCUAAAGAUGAUGUAUAUCCGAGACUAGAAUUGUUUAGCAAGCUCCGCGCUCCUCGUGUCGCGUCUACGCAGGUAAUUUCGUCGAUGCACCAGUGGGAUCCCGCCAAGCUCAGGGAAAGCGAGAAGCGAUUUUUCAACGGCAAGAUUCCACAAACUCAACAGGAUCUUGAAGAAUACAGCUAUGCUAACAACGUCAUGCGUGACGCUUGGCAGCUAAAGGAGCAGUGCAAGCCUAAGCCGUAG
This is a messenger RNA of Fusarium proliferatum ET1, 1326 nucleotides long. RefSeq lists its product as uncharacterized. The transcript has 9 exons. Gene Ontology annotation, molecular function: FAD binding; monooxygenase activity. The record is from RefSeq and is a predicted model, not a curated record. Bases 1 to 1326 code for a protein of 441 amino acids. NCBI's taxonomy places the organism in Eukaryota, Fungi, Ascomycota, Sordariomycetes, Hypocreales, Nectriaceae.